Messenger RNA from Rhopilema esculentum, 2837 nucleotides. RefSeq lists its product as uncharacterized. NCBI's taxonomy places the organism in Eukaryota, Metazoa, Cnidaria, Scyphozoa, Rhizostomeae, Rhizostomatidae. The record is from RefSeq and is a predicted model, not a curated record.
UACUGAAGCGGCCUAACUCUUUUUUCGUUCGUGCUUGACUCAUGUCAACGAAACAUCUAAUUACUUUUUACAAUAGAAGGCUGAUCAUUUCACACAACUUUUCUAAAAUCUCGUGCCCCUGAGUCACACAAAGAAAUGUUGCUGCGUGGGAGCUUUGUAAAUCUCGGCUGCGGCGGCAAAGAAAAGGAGAAAUCACACUGUGUUGAUGCAAACCUGCUUGUGCAUGUUGAAGAGGCAUCUCGCUACCAUUUCUUCAAAAUUUGAAAUCCUGUAAAUAUGUUAGGGAAUAUUGCAGCCAAAGAGCAGCUAGGUGAAUCAAGAUGCAGGGCUCUGGUUUACUUGAGAACCUAUUUGAAGUUCCUGUUGAUGGCCUUGCCAGUGGCAGCUGUUGGCUUGUCAUUUCCCUUUGAUAAUGUGGCCUAUAUCCACCAAGUCAAUGAUUCAGCAUGGUUCAACUUAACUGUGAAGUUCCCCUUCCAUUAUGGUCAAGACACUGUUUUUUAUACCAAUGAGACCAUUCCAGCUGAGUUCCAGUUUGACAAGGAGAUUGAAAUUUGUAGCUGGUUAUUCUUUGGUAUAAAUGUGGUUUGGUUUAUAAUGGCCUUUGCUAUCUUGCUAACUUAUGUAUCUGUCCAUGGAGGAGAAAAGAUGGAGAAGGCUGCAACAACAGAUGGAUUCAUCAGUUGUUCAAUGGCACUCAUUGGGGCUACAUUGACUGGAAUUUGGCUGUACAAUGUGAUAAAUUUGAGAAAGUUAGUUUUUGGACAAGUUAAUUUUGUCUACAAUGGACCAAGCCAGUGUCUCAGGGGCAAUUAUUGCAUCAAAAGCCUGCCAGACUUCCUAACUCUGUAUAUUGCAGCAGGAAUUGGUUUCUUUGCUUCUCUUUGCUGGGGAAUCAAUAUCUUUGUAGCACUGAAAUUCACAUCAAAGUAUCACCGUGCUGGUAAUUUUGCCUGGAACUUGGAAAUGAGCACUGAACACCCGGAUGAUUUUCAACAACAGCAUUGAAGCAGUGUGUGUUGGGAUCUCAAUAUAAAAGUCAUUUUGUAAGUAAUCAACAUUUGUUUUGAUUGAUAACUCAAUAAUUUCUUAAAUCCUAUUGGUAACUUAUAAUUUGAUUGACUUGUUGUAUCAUAUUAACUAAAUUGACUGUCUUCUUAAUUGAGAAGAGUAUUUGUAAAUAAUUAAGGUCAAUUUGAUUGAAAUGACUCAUUUUUUUCAACUACAAAAAAACAGUUACUUUACCAGAAAGACUAUCUAUAAAAGAUAACCAAAGGCAAAACAAAUUAACUGUAUUGCAAUUCAAUUUGAUUCACUAUCAAAUUUUACCAUCUUUAAGCAACGCAUAGGUACAGUAAGAAAGUCUUGUGCACAAUUAGAAUGAAAACAACCUCAAAUAAUGUGACAUCUCCAAGAAAUGGUGUAAAUAGUGUUUUUUACAGAUGUACCCAGGACCUGAGACUUAAGUACCCUAGGUUAAUUACCCAUCUCUUUCAAAAUUAGACAAAUGUCUGCACUGUCUUACAUAUAUCUAGUGCUUUUAAUUUAAUGCAAUGUGAACCUUGUCCAAUAAGCCUCCAUAGGUUUCAUAUCUGGUGUACCAUAUUAUUUAGUUAUAAUUUCAUUUAAUAUUGUGUAUCAAUUUUCAAUUUCAAUUUUAAUGUAAUUAAAUGAUAGUGCAAAUAAAUAUACACUGUCAUGCAAUCAGUGGUUGAUUCCACAUUAUUCAUGAUGUAAAUUAACUGGAUCAAUGAAAUGACUAGCAGAAUAUCCCCAAAUUAUGUCAAUGGCAGAGUACAUGGACAGUUUCUUCAAUUGAGUUUUGGGAGUGACAUUUGAAAUUCUAAAAUUAAUAUUAAAUAAGUUCUGAUUAGAAAUGUAUGUCACAUAAUGCCAAAUAAUGUAUAAUGCUACAAAGUAUAAAGCUGGAAACCAAUUUGAAAGUUAUUUUUUGGACUAGCUGAUUGAUAUUGCAAAAGUUAGAAUGAUUCCCUACAAUGUCAUGGAAACAAUGUCAUAAAGCAAGAACUAUAAUUAUUCAAUUAUAGUCUGUCUGAUGAGUGCGUAAGCACGAAACUCGGAGUAUUGGAGAACAUGUCUCAUUUCUAGUAUAUAUUCUAUUUUAUUAUAUCUAUUGCUCUGUGCUUUUGCACAUCGAGCACUGUCACGUCAGAAUAGACAACGCAAUCUGGAAUAAUUAUUCAAUUAUGUUUUUUUUGUUAGAAUAAUACAGUUCCCAAAUUUUAAAAUAUCAAAAUGAACAUGGUAAAGCUGAAAGUGCUCAGUUUGUCAUGCACCUGCUUUUUGCUUCUCAAAAGCCUGUUGGGUAUUGUCAUUAACCCAGCCUUUUGGAGGAACAAACAUACUGCCAUUGCCUUCAGAUGUCAUACAGUUGGCUAUAUUAACUUUAGUUGGGAUGUGAUUAACACCACCACUGAUUUAUCAUCAGCGACCAUGUGUCCAUGUUUUGGUAAUUUGAGAGUCCCUUUGUAAUUUUCUAGCUGGAAGUGCCAAUGAUGCAAUUUUACUUGUUUGAUAUAAUUGUUUGAUGUUUUCUAUUGUAUUUGAUGAUUCCUUGCAAGUGUAGUUUGUCUUUUCAGAGAAUCAUUCACAUAAUAUAUAUUUUAUAAUUCAACCUUGCAAAGUUAUUUUUGAAAUAAUUAAGAGAACCUUAGAUAAGUAUGAUAGAAAUUAAGUAUCACUAGCUGUUGUAAAUUGAUAGAGUAUAUUUGGUUAAUAAAAUUGAAGUUGUGAUUAUUUUUUAUUUAUUAAUUACUGAUAUUUUGGAAUUUGGACAUGCUGGGAGACAGAACUUGUUUAUAAAAAGGGUUUGCUUA